AUGACAUACGGCGGCGCCCCGGCAGAGAGCAGCCAGCCGUGUUAUACGAGGUCGGGCCGUGGGGAGGCGCUGGCGGGAACAUUGGUCCGCGGCGGGUUCCAGCCGCGCCUUCCGACUUCGCUGCCGCCCCCAGGGCGGCAGCAGCAGCAGCAGCAGCAGCCGUCGCCGCUACCACGCCGACAGCCCGUCCAGUUGAUGCCUCCCGCGCAGCUUCAUUCGGGAGCGCCCCAGGUGGUCGCUCCGGCGCCUGCGGUCCCUCUUCAGUCGCCACCGCCUUCGGAGCAGAUGGACGUCGACCCCUCAGCCGGGCCGCCUUCCCAAGCGGUGGCUGUGCAGCCUGUCCUGCAGCCGCUUUCCUUGGGCACCCCCAAGGAGUCUGACACCGCCUUGUCCGGCGCCCACUCAGCAGCCGUCGACGCACCGUCAGGAGACGCUGCCUCUCUUCGUGGGUCCCGACGCCCCGUCGCGUCCAUUGUGGCUGGGCGAGGCGGCUCCGGCGAGGGCGGCGCAGUGUCCGGCGAUCGCCGGCAGUGUGGCGGGACAGGAGGCUGCAGCGCUGGCGCCAGACGGAUCAAUAAGCGCCGCCGGCUGGCGCUAGUGCGGCGUGGCGCGGAGGGCUGCCGUGGCGCGGCGCAGCGCCUUCUGCAGUGUGUCUGCCCGGGACGCCGACAGCCACAGCGGCAGCCCGCUGGCCGAGGCGGCGGCGGGCGGCCGCUGCAGGCCGAGAACUGA
Molecule: messenger RNA, 732 nt
Organism: Schistocerca americana (American grasshopper)
Lineage: Eukaryota; Metazoa; Arthropoda; Insecta; Orthoptera; Acrididae
Product: translation initiation factor IF-2-like
Exons: 3
Coding region: 1-732 (243 amino acids)
Source: RefSeq, a predicted model, not a curated record